GAAACUACUAGCAUAAUUAAUUGUUACUUGUUUUUGAUGUCAACAUGUAGCACAGUGGUCGUUUCGAAAACCAAACCCCAGUUCAAAAUUCUAGUGAAUAAUGUGCUUAUAAUUCCUAGUCAAACGACGGGCGAAAUCGAAAUGUGUCUGCGUUUGUUUUUUGGCUUCACGUCGCUUUACCUCGGCUGCAUCUUCAUCGGGCUUUCGGGGAUAGUUUUCGCCGUGGUGAUCUUUUCUGUGGGUCUGUUCGAGCUUAUCAUGGGCAACCCCGAAUUACUGCUCGUGAUCUUGGCAAUGGUUUUUGGCUUCGUCUAUGCCGUGGCCAAAUUAUUCCUGCUUUUCGGCACGAUGUGGGACAUGUGCUGGGCCCUGCUCUUAUCCUUCUUGAUCGGUCUGGUGAGCUUAGCUCUUCUCGUCGGGUUGGUCGUGUUGUUUUACCUCGUCCAUAUGAACACACUGCACCUCCUGCUGGGCGCGACAAUGUGCUUAAUCGAAUUGUACUACGAGUGGAUCAUCAUCUCCACUUGGUGGUGCUGUCGGAGUUGCAUGCACGACUGCUAGGAGUUGCAGUUGUAUUCAAGAUCUUGCCUGCAACUCGAACUUGUUGCAGCUCAACGUCUUGGGAUCUUUGCGUCGGUUGUAAUAAUGUGAACAGCCGAGUUAAGAGAGGAGAGGUACUGCCGAAGAGAACUUGGAUCCAAAGUGAGUUGGGGUCUUUCGGCAUUGAGUGUCUUUAGUCAAGUCAGUUCGAUCUGAGACGCGCGCUGGAGUGGAGCGAUCGAGCUGCCGCAGCGAAUGAGCGUGUGUGUGACUGUGUACGGCCCCCAACCCGUCGAUAGAGAAAUAAGAGAUAUAUCUGGAAAAAUUAAUAUCUGAAAAUACACAAGUGUAUCUGCAUGUGCAGCCGUAUCUGUGA
Molecule: messenger RNA, 916 nt
Organism: Drosophila rhopaloa
Lineage: Eukaryota; Metazoa; Arthropoda; Insecta; Diptera; Drosophilidae
Exons: 3
Coding region: 37-561 (174 amino acids)
Source: RefSeq, a predicted model, not a curated record